UUGGCGCUCCCCGUUGUCAGGUGAUCGGAGCCGGAAGAGUUCGCAGCCGAGCAGAUAGACUUCGGGAAGCCUGCGGUUGCCGGGCGCCGCGAUGGCUCCGGAGCCUUGGUUGUUGUUGUAUGAUUCUACUUGCCGUAUUGCACAAGAGAUUUCUGAAAAAAUUCAAGAACGCAACAGAUACCAGAGGAAUGGUGAAAGUACAACUAAGGUCAAUAUUGCAAUCAGGUCUUUAUUGCAAAAUCUUGAAGAAAAGACCAGUCAUCUGAAAGACCUGUUGUUUCACUCUGUAUCAACACGUCAGAUAACCCAGGCUGAAGGAGGCAGGCGGCAAAAUUUAGUAGAUGAACUUAUCACAGCACACAGAAAACUUCAAGCAUCUUUCAAAAAUGAAGGCACAGAACCUGAUGUGAUAAGGUCUAGCCUAAUGGCAGGAGGGGUUAGAAGAGAAGUAACAAACCCAUGGCUUGUGGAGGAGCCUGAGGAAACGAGAGGACUUGACUUUGAUGAUAUCCGGCAGCAACAACAGAGAAUUAUAGAAGAACAAGAUGCUGGUCUUGAUGCACUGUCUUCAAUCUUAUCUCGCCAAAAACAGAUGGGACAGGAAAUUGGAAAUGAAUUAGAGGAACAGAAUGAAAUCAUUGAUGAUCUUGCCAAUUUGGUAGAAAAUACUGAUGACAAACUACGCAAGCAAACCAAACAUGUCAUGAUGGUGGACAAAAAGUCAACCUCCUGUGGGAUGAUGGUGGUGAUCGUAUUAUUGCUGAUUGCUAUUGUGGUUGUUGCUGUGUGGCCUACGAAGUAAUCAGAUUAUCUCAUUUUGGAACUAAGUGUUAACAGUCUGUGGCAAGGACAACUCCGCCUGGUUGUUGGCACUCUCUAUGGAUGCGGCUGUAUUCCCUCCAUUCCGAGAGGCAGAUCCAUGGCCCAGCUGCACAAAGGUUUUGCAAAAUUCUGUAUAAAACUUUGUAUACACAAGAACAUAAUUGGAAAAGAAAUGACUUACCUAAUAAACUUCAGACAUAAAUAUAAUUAAUUUCAAAGAAAUACUUUAUAAAUGCUUUUAAGAGUACUAAAUGGAAUUUUCUCUUAAUCUCUGCAGUGUCUAAUUAAAAUAUUAGCAUUUUCUUUCUAACAUUAGUUCCUUAUAGCUGAAAUAUAUGCUUCUUCAUGAGAGAAUUUCAGUGAUUCAAGAGAAACUGCCAUCUUUGAAGGAAGGCAAGAGUGCACAUAUAUUUGCUGGCAUAUUUCAAAUUAAAAAAAAAAAGCCACAAAAUCUUUGACUUGAGACAGAGGGCAAUGACCAUUGUAAGAUGGUAGCAGCCAGAUAGGUAUUUUGGAAAGAAAAGAUGAAGUUUCUGUCCAAAAAUGUAGAAUCAAAUAUAUUAUAUCUGGGUUUCUUUUCUUUACUUAGUUACAUUAAUAGCAGGGAAGAAAAGGAAUUACUGUAGAUACCGAGAGUUUCAAAAUGUGUUCUUUCUAUAUAUGGUCUGAAAGUAGACAAGAAUGAUUGUCCUAGCAGAUUGGCAGGGAAGUGAUUCUCCUUCCCUCUGUAACUUAACCUGAGCACUCAAAAUCUACGUUGAAGGAUUAGCAGAGCACCUUUGGGAGGAUGAUGAGGGCUGCAAGGGAGAGGAGGAAAUCCUGUUGCAUGAACAUCUUUCUAUUUAUGCAAUACUGGAUUAAACUCCAAUGUUAAUUCAUGUUCAGAUAUUGUAAUUUUUGCUCUGUGUUGACAUAAUGGAUAGCAAAGUAGUAAGACUGAAUAGAAGCCAUUUUAGUUCUAUAGGAUUUCUUUCUUUACCUUGUAUUUUACUUUAUUUUGUAUCCCUUUCUGCCAGGAAUAUUUAAAGCCUUUAUUUGGCUGCCUGGAUAUCUAGGAUUAAUGACAUUCUAGCCCAUGUAGCAUUGAUAUUUGAUGAAUAACUCAGAUUUGGGAAAAUGUGCUAUGAGAUCAGUAGAUUUCAGAAGAAAACUGUAUUAAGAGCCUUAUGUACAUCUCCAGUAAAGGGCUGAAAAUGGUUGUGUAAA
This is a messenger RNA of Candoia aspera, 2028 nucleotides long. It is a transcript of the gene STX8, whose product is annotated as syntaxin 8. Gene Ontology annotation, biological process: intracellular protein transport; vesicle fusion. Lineage: Eukaryota; Metazoa; Chordata; Lepidosauria; Squamata; Candoiidae. Gene Ontology annotation, cellular component: SNARE complex; endomembrane system; membrane. Gene Ontology annotation, molecular function: SNARE binding; SNAP receptor activity. The coding region runs from base 92 to 802 and encodes 236 amino acids. The record is from RefSeq and is a predicted model, not a curated record. The transcript is spliced from 8 exons.